Scutellospora calospora is the source of this 804-nucleotide messenger RNA. The record is from the annotation of a GenBank genome assembly. Lineage: Eukaryota; Fungi; Glomeromycota; Glomeromycetes; Diversisporales; Gigasporaceae.
AUGUCAUCGGAUUUUAAAACAUCUAACUUUAUAGGAAUAGAAAUGCUUCCAAUGUUUCCUGAUCAAAAACCAAAUAAUGUAAAAUUUAUUUUACAUGAAGACUUUACUUCCUGUUUUCCAUUUAAAGAUGAUACUUUUGAUUUUAUUCAUAUGAGAUUUUGUUGGAGUUAUUUUACUUUUGAUCAAUGGAGAACAAUUGUCUUAAAAGAAUUUAUAAGAUUAUUGAAACCAGGUGGAUGGUUAGAAAUAGCUGAUAUAUCAAUUGACGGUGAAAAUUUAGUAAAAGAAAGUGCUUAUCAAAAAAACCUCGACCCAAUGAUACCAUAUCAACUACCAACCAUACUAAGUUCCAUGCCAAAUCUAUCCUCAAAUGUAUAUUAUGAAGUAAGAAAAAUUCCAUGUGGUUCAUGGGGUGGAAGGGUUGGUCAACAUCAUGAAGAAGCUAUAACAGAUAUUCUUUUAAAAUGUACUGAAUAUUUAUCACCUAAAAAUUCUCAAAAUAUGGUGGAACAAAUUUUAAAAGAAUUUAAAGAAUAUCGUACUUAUUCUUAUUGUCAUAGGACUAUCAAUAAUUCAUUACAAUUUCGUCCUACACUGUUGCUGCUAUUUUUUACAUUGGUUGCAGCAGUAGGUGCAGUAGUAGCACGAAUGGAAUCACUCUGCGUUUUUGAUAAUGGUUUCUGUGUUGUUGACAUAGUAUUAGUUAUAUUUGGCGGGAUUGAUGACGCAGUUGCUGAGCUGAUUGUGGAUACGGGUGUAGGAUAUCUGGUUAGACUUUGGCUGGUACCGAGCGCACAGAUUUGA